AUGGAUGAGAUUGUGAAGGCACUUUUUGGUUUGUCCUCCGGUUUGCCGCGGACUUCUGCAGUUUGCAAAGCAUGGCCUUCUGUUUCUGUUGGGCAACCGUAUAUUCGUGCACGGGUUAACGAUACCCUCUGGUUAACUGCAUACAUCCCGCGAGUUGAUAGUUCUCAUCAGGUUGCGUGGUACGCUAUCUACGAGAAAGAAAAACGCCGAGGUGAAUGUAACAAUGAAGUUUUCUUGGGUGUGGACAGUAUUUUCGAUCAAACAAAACCAUCAAAUCAAAGACUUUCUCUCUAUAAAAGAAAAGACGUGUAUUCUCUACAAUUACGGAAAGCUCAAAGGUCCGAUACUGGCGAUUUCUACGUAACUGUAGAACCAAACUAUGCUGUAUCAAAGGUUGACUUUGAAAAAGAAGACCAACGUUUAGUAGACAAAUACGUCUACUUGAAAACCUUAAUUAGAGUUGAAGUGUAUUGA
Messenger RNA from Enterobius vermicularis (human pinworm), 474 nucleotides. NCBI's taxonomy places the organism in Eukaryota, Metazoa, Nematoda, Chromadorea, Rhabditida, Oxyuridae. The record is from the annotation of a GenBank genome assembly.